Messenger RNA from Sycon ciliatum, 948 nucleotides. RefSeq lists its product as uncharacterized. Lineage: Eukaryota; Metazoa; Porifera; Calcarea; Leucosolenida; Sycettidae. The coding region runs from base 1 to 948 and encodes 315 amino acids. The record is from RefSeq and is a predicted model, not a curated record. The transcript has a single exon.
AUGAGAAAACGAACGUUCUUCUACCUUGUGCAGCGCUACGGUAAUUUGAUAGAGCGAGCCACAACUCACCUACGACGGACAAUUCCAGUGAGCAAGCGCUUUGCAAUAGCGCUGUAUUUCCUAGCACAUGCAGAAACCUACUCAGAAAUUGCUGGAUUGUUCCAGAUCGGCACCAGUACAGUGGCCAGCAUUGUGCAUCAAUUUGUGACAGCCUUGGUGGGACCAGUCACAGGGGACAGUAUUGUCUUUCCUGUGGGACGGCAGUUGAACCGCACCAUGCGUCAAUUCGAAGCAUUGUCCAAUCUUCCCUUCUGUGCGGGUUCAGUGGAUGGAACGUUUAUGAAAAUCCAAAAACCAGAAGAGUACGGUGACACCUAUUGGUGCUACAAGGGCUUCUCAGCUAUCCUGCUGAUGGCAUGCGUUGACAGCAAAGGUCGCUUCACGUUUGUGGAUAUCGGAGCCGCUGGAAGCGUUGGUGAUGCUGGAGUAUUCAAUAACAGCCAACUGAAAGCCAAUAUCAUCAGCAACGUAUGGCUGAAUGCGACGACGGGGAUGUGUGGCAAUGCGGUGGUUCGUCCGUAUCUAGUUGGCGACAGUGUGUUUGCUCUCACUACAACUAUGAUGAAGAUAUAUCAUGACGAUGGACAGCUCACGCCGCAGCAACUCAGUUUCAAUGCCGCUCAGAUCCGAGCACGUCGUGUCGUCGAGUGUGCCUUCGGCCGUCUCAAAGGCCGAUUCUCUGUUGUUCAUGAGUGCAACAUCAAGGAUCCUCACUUUGCUAGCCAGGUUGGCUUGCUGUGCUGUGGACUGCAUAACAUCGUUGAACGCAGGCAUGUUGGCUACUUGCCCCAGCUCGUCAACUAUGAACCCCUUCCACUCGUUGCAGUCAAUUCUUCCCCUGCUGCUGCUAUUCGUGAAGCCCUCGCUGCAUAUGUGCACACACCAUAA